Saccostrea echinata is the source of this 1920-nucleotide messenger RNA. RefSeq lists its product as uncharacterized. The transcript has 9 exons. Bases 14 to 1483 code for a protein of 489 amino acids. The record is from RefSeq and is a predicted model, not a curated record. Lineage: Eukaryota; Metazoa; Mollusca; Bivalvia; Ostreida; Ostreidae.
CAAUGUAAACAAUAUGGCUUCCACUAAAACAUUCGACAUGCCCAUUCCUAAUCUGGAAAUAGAGAAUCCUGUUAAUUUAAAUCGAAUGAAAACCCAACAAUCAUCAGUAAAAGAAUUCCAUAAUCGGAGUAAAUUAUUUCCAAAUACUCAGACCAACAAACUUUUUCAAAAGAGUUCAAAACACCCAGUUCAAGAGAGGAAAACUGAGGACCAGGAAUUAAAAUUAAUUUCUCAUCGUCCCCCAACUUCAGCGAAAAAAUCAAACAGAGCACAGAGUGCGAAAAGUAGAAUAGAAGGAAACUGGAAACUUGACAGUAAUUUCUGUAUCAGUGAAUUUUGUGAAAAUUCUAGUCAUCUGAGUAAGACACAGAACAAAAAACUGAAUCAUCAUUAUGAGGAGCAUGAUAAACAAUUAGUUCCACAUGGCGGAAAACCAGUUCCUGUUAUAGAUGUUGGAGAUAAUGCCCCUUUUCCAUCUUAUAAUUUCCAGGAAAAAAAGACUUCCAAAUAUGUACACAAAAGUGAUAGACCAUUUUCAUUUAAAAAUGAAGGAAAUUUGAUUGAUUUGAGAGAAUAUGUGACCAUUGCAGAGAAAGCCACUACAACAGAGGAGAAAGAAAAGAUUAGACCAUCAUCUGCAAAAUGUUCUCGUGUGAAAACAGAAAAUAUAUCACCAGUGGUUUAUAAUUUAGCCACACAUCAGCAGAUCUUUGGUGAAGAAACUCAUAUGAUAAAUAGCUCUGAACAGGGAACAUGUUACAAAUUAGCUGAUGACAGUUUUUCAAACACAGUUCACAAGGGUGGAAAGAAAAAUAGGUGUGCACCAGAAACGCUAGAUGCCAUAAUGCCAUGGAAGUCCGAGUGCUACACCAAGGAGGAACUUGGAAUUGAUCCAUCUAAAUGUUUGGUGUUUAUUCCAUCUCUAAGUGUUGACAGUUAUAAGGAUUUACCUGUUGUCCCAGCUCCUAUGUCAGCUGAAGAAGAUCUGCCAUACAAGGAAAAAGUUAAACCACCCAUUGUUCACAAAAAGUACAGUCAUCCAGCAUGGAAAAAGAAACAUUUUGUCGAUGAAUGGACAUGCAGUCACACCAAACCAGAAACAACAUCAAAUGGUUAUGAUUAUGGAAUGUUUGAAACUAGAACAGCAGCAGUUAUAAGGAAAGAAAUUGAAGAUCUUGAAAACUUAAUGAAAGGUAUUGGGAACUUUGAUAGUGAUUGUAUGAUGGUCAGAUAUCAAGCAGAGAUUGAGAAGUUCUGGCAGACCUAUAGAGAUACCAUGGCAAUGGUCCCUGAAAGGCUUCUCAAUUCUCCUGUGCCAGUAGACACAUUUGGGCUCCGCCAGUUCUACCAAGAGCAUGAUGAUAUUAUGUUGGAGAUACGUCGCAGGCAUUCUCUCUGUAUGCAGGAAUUAGCACAGCUAGAGUCAGAAGCAGAGAUCUCAAGUGACCGGAAAUAUUUCAAGCAUGUUGUUCACAACACUUGAAUACACAACGAUUAAAUCACAAGUAGUUUAGAAUAUCGUAAAAUGAUAUACAGUGGAGAUGAGAAGAAUGGGUUGUCUUCUGUCGACUGAUGUAUAGUGCUGCCGACAUAAAGUUCAUUGCUUCCUAUAACCAGGAGGAAUUAUAGAUCUGUUUCUGCUAAGAAGUAGUUGUAAACUGUCAGGACAGUUUAUAACUGAAUUUUUAUAAAUUUCUAGUAUUUCUAGUAAACCUUGAUGAAGAAGUGCAGUUUAUAAUUGCACACAACAGAUAACAAUGUAGAAGGUGCUAAAUUUCAUACAUUACAAUGCGAAUCUUUGUUAUGAUAUUUCAAUUUCUGUUGACAUUUUCUGAUGUGAUGCUAUCAUAGAUUAUGCUACUGCAGAAAUUAAAGUUAUUCUGUUUCAUAUUUAAAGAAGAAGGCAUAAAGUUAUAUUGA